Molecule: messenger RNA, 2276 nt
Organism: Scaptodrosophila lebanonensis
Lineage: Eukaryota; Metazoa; Arthropoda; Insecta; Diptera; Drosophilidae
Exons: 5
Coding region: 95-2023 (642 amino acids)
Biological process (GO): intraciliary transport
Cellular component (GO): axoneme
Source: RefSeq, a predicted model, not a curated record
GAAUACUAAAAAGUAGAAAUAUUAUAACUCAAGUGAAAACGAAAGGGCGAUUUGUAGGCCAAACGAGCGCGUGUCGCAAUCCUGUAAUCUUUAGAUGGUAUCGCCGCGCAAGCCGGCUACAACCGUUAGUCCUGUUCCUGUUUCCAAAUCGAUGGCUACAUCUGCCAAGAGUUGCGAGAGCCUCUUCUCGGCCUGCAGUUCACGUGAGUCGGCAUGCUUGAUCUAUCAACGUAAGCAGCCCCAGGUUCGUGGUGGCUGCAUGAAACCAUCAAAUGGCAGUGGUGGACAUGGACCUGUUCGCCAGCCGUCCAUAAUUCCGAACUCUAGCGAUAUACAUCAGCGUGUAAUGUCGGCUCGAAAUUUGCGCAUCAAGACCUUUCAGAAUCAGUUAGCCAACGCUCAAGCCGAAAUCGCCAAUCUGGCCCAUGAGAAUCGCAUGCUGCGCACUCUCCACAAGCGUCAGUCAUCAGCACUGUCUAAGUACGAGUCUACCAAUGCAGAGCUUCCUCAACUGCUACACUCCCAUGCCGAGGAGUUGCGCGUCUGGCAAACAAAGUAUCGCAAUCUGCAGGCACUUAACAAGGAACUGGAGGCGAAAAUCAAACAAAAGGAAGCACUCAUAUUAUCCCUUAGCGACCAGAAUAAGCAUUAUAGUCAGCUAAACAAGGAUAGAAAUCUUGACGAGCGACAGCGGCUGCAGGAAAAGUUGCGAAAUCUAGAACAACGUUUGAUUGAUAAGGACAAUGACAUGAAACUGAUGGCGCGUAAAGUGCAGCUGGAGUCGAAGAACUUCCGUCAACAAUUGCUCAACGAGCAAAAGAAGUCCAAAGAGGUCAUGUUGAAGCUAGAGAAGGCUAGACUAGAAAUUUCUGGUUACCGGAAGUUGGAAGAGUUUACGCUCGGUGGCGAAAAGAGCAAUCCAUUGUCCUCGGGACGUCGCACGAAACUGAAUGUGGUUGAGGAGCCGGAAAAAAUUGAAAAACUGGAGAAAUCUCUGGAAACUCUAGAAGAAGCCAUUGAGAAAAACAAUCAAAGCGAAUUUAAUGCCCUCACUGAUGUUUUGGAAACAGAUUCAUUAUUUGAUUUUGAGAAGGAAGAGAAGGCAGAGGAAGAAAGCGCACCAUCUUCACCGCAUAAGAGUGUUGCAAAGAACAACAAUAAUGCCGGCACAAAAAAUAACACUACAGGUCAGGACACAAAAAUUGGGCGCGGGGGAAACAGCUUAUCCAAGCUGUUGUUGCCACCAGCCACCGUACAACCGAAGCAAUCACAUCAGCCCACAACGCGGUCAUCAUUGAGCCAAGCGUUGUCGAAUAAGGCCUCCAGUGUUAAAGCCACCACCUCCAUACCACGAUUGCGCAGCGGUGGCACCAAAAAUAGCACAAUUCCGGGCAGUAGUAGCGCACUUAGCAGCUUGGCUAGCAAGCGUCGCGAACCGGAUGCUAUAUCGAGGAUCUCUGCACCCGAACCAAAGAGCAAACAGAACGCCUUGAAGUCGUUGGAGAUGAACGCUGCUUUGGGCGAUGAUUACGACUUUGAUGAUGAUUUUGAGCGUGGAGCUGGAGGCGAUGACAGUUUCGGUCUAAUAGCUGAGAUGUGCGCAGAUGAUGAUUGCGACGACAAUGAAGAGAAUGCUAACGAGGCUAGUCUUCUUAGCUAUGCUGGCUAUAUGGAACAGAAAAGCACUAAUGGCGAUCUCGAUGACAUGCUCGAUGACGAUGAGGAUGAAGACGAGGGGCGUAACCCCAGAGAGUCAGUGAUAACUAAAGGAUUCGUGCGUACGGCCAGCAUGAAGGAGGACAUCUCGAGUAUACACAAACAAAUUUCGGACGACUACAAGGAACGCGAGAGUUUUCUUAACACUUUCUGCCGCCAGGCAUCGAGCAGCAAUAUGCGCGAGGAUCCGGCGCUAAAAAAACGCAACAGUAUUGCCACAGGAGCCACCAGUCACAUGGCCGGCAGUCGAAAGAAUGCCUUGUUAGCUGCACUUAAAGCCAUUGAUGACAACAAGAGCCAGGACUAGUCUCUGGACAACCAUAAACACAACACAGACACACACAAAUUUACACACUUCUAGUUCGAAUGUCAAUUAAGAUUUCUAACACACUGUUACUUAUAUUUUUCUAAUGGGUUGCAAUGCAAAAAUAAACUUUUUGUACGCCACAUUCGGGCAUGAGCGGUAAUUUGUAGUCGACCCUGCCGCUGAACGUCUCUGCGACAGAGUCGGCGACAUUGGCCGCGCAUGCUCAAAUGUGGGCCCGAUAUGAAAAAGUGUA